Molecule: messenger RNA, 2631 nt
Organism: Salvia splendens (bonfire salvia)
Lineage: Eukaryota; Viridiplantae; Streptophyta; Magnoliopsida; Lamiales; Lamiaceae
Product: F-box/FBD/LRR-repeat protein At1g13570
Exons: 4
Coding region: 1082-2374 (430 amino acids)
Molecular function (GO): protein binding
Source: RefSeq, a predicted model, not a curated record
CCCAAUUGCUCAAGAAUUUGAUAAGAACAGUAUAAUAAAAAUAGGGCGAUUGAUACUAUCAACAACGAUUUUCUAGCCGGCCGACAUUGCGAUUUCGCUAAAAACUUCUGCUUUGAGUAAAAAAGAUUAUCUUUUCAGUAGUCUGUGUAAAAUCAUCAACGCCUCACCAAUUCAGAUAAAACCCACCAGAGCUCAUAAUCUUCUCAGUGUCACUCCUAAAAAUAUGUGGAUUGGUUGGGCGUAAUGUGAAACAUUCAACUCUGUUAGUCUUCCUCUCUUCUUGCUUCUCCGUUUUUGCUCUAAUUAUUGUGGAGUACUGUACAAUUUUUUUCUGUUUCUGUGUAAUGGCGGCAUGGUAGAUACUUCUAGAAUUUUCUAUAACUUCGUUUCUAAAUUUUGCCUGUUGCUGGGUUUUGUGGUGUGGAGAGAAACAAUUAUGCUUAAAUAAAGUUGGGAGACAUGUUUUGGGCCAUUUUAUUGUUGAUGAACUACACCAGUUUCAUUAAUCUUGGUAAAUUCACAAAAUCGUGAUGAAAUGUAAGAGAAAUUGAAGUAUUCAUGAGAUUAGGGUGAUGGUAAACCCUAAAAUUAUUGUCUUUUCUUCUCAAUAUAUUUGGUACUACUUCUGAAAGAACUUGCUAGGGAUUCAAUUUUGUUUAGUUGGGACAUACUUUAGAAAGUUAAAACUCAAGAUAUUGUUUGUGAUGUGUUCAUUUUUUGAGUGUUUGACUUUCUGAGUAAUGGUGAUGGGAAUGUUUCUGUUGUGAGUUUGUAUGUUAGUCACAAGGAAUCGAGGAUUUGGUGAUGCAUGGGGCCUAUUUUGUUUGAACUUAGACAAAUAGUCCUUAAUUUGAUUUUUAAAAAGUGAUUUUCAGUUUAAUAUGCUUAUGUUACAAGAAUUCAAAGUAUGUGCUCUGUGUAUUAUAUUAUGUAGAGAUUUCAGAAAUGUAGAGUUUCCUGGACAGUCGUGUUGUUCCGUCACAUAAAUUGUUGUUUGGAAAAAUAGGUAUGACCAUUACAAUCAUCCAGCUGGAGUUUUAGCCUUCUUUAGACGAAGCACCGAACACUUUUAUUGUGCUUCAUGAGUAAUAUGAAGCAAAGAGAACAUCAUGAAAUUCCUUGCAGUUUAAAUAUAGAGGUUGACACAAUAAGCAACUUACCGGGGCACAUUGUUGACAAAAUCCUGUCGCAUUUACCUCUGAGGGAUGCUGUUCGAACAAGUAUUUUGUCGAGCAAGUGGAGAUACAGAUGGGUUACCCUCCCUUAUCUCGUGUUUGAUAAUCACUCUGUUUUAGUCUCCACCCAAGAUCAAACACUUACAAAGAACAAACUAGUGAGUAUUGUUGAUCAUGUCCUACUGCUUCACAAUGGUCCGAUACACAAAUUUAAGCUUUCCCAUAAAGAUCUCCAAGGUGUUAGCGAUAUUGAUAGAUGGAUUCUAUACCUAUCAAGGGGUUCUGUGAAAGACUUUAUUCUUGAAAUAUGGAAAGGUCAUAGAUACAGGCUUCCAUCGUCUAUAUACUCAUGUCAAAAGCUCGUACACUUGGAGCUUUUUAACUGCCUCUUAAAACCUCCACCACUCUUCAAUGGCUUUAAGAGCUUGAAAAGCCUUGAUCUUCAGCAUAUCACGAUGGACCAAUUGGCCUUUGAGCUUAUGAUAUCAAGUUGCCCCUUACUGGAGAGGCUGACAUUAAUGAACUUUGAUGGCUUUUCCCUUCUUAAUAUUCACACUCCAAAUCUCCUUUUCUUUGAUGUUGGAGGUGUGUUCGAAGACGUCAGUUUCCAGGAUACUCUCCAUCUUGCCGUUGUUUCUAUUGGUUUGUAUGUUAAUUCUGGAAUUGAGAGGAAUCUAGCUUUUGGCAGCACGGGGAAUUUGAUUAAAUUCUUUGCUUGUCUACCCCAUAUUCAACGGCUUGAGGUGCAAAGCUUUUUCUUAAAGUAUUUGGCUGCUGGUAUUAUUCCUGGAAAACUACCAUCUCCGUGUCUUGAGCUUAGUUUUCUUUCAAUUCGCAUCAAUUUUAAUGAUAUGGAAGAGAACUUGGCUGCUCUUUGCCUUUUGAGAAGUUCUCCCAAUCUUCAGGAGCUUGAGCUACUGGCUCGCCCAGAGGAACAGGUUACUGCUAGAAUGGCUUCUAAAAUCUCAGACAUUUUUCAGAACUUCCCUUUCAAUCAACUGAGGCUUAUUAAGAUUGUUGGAAUUUCUGGCAUUAGACAAGAACUCAGUUUCAUCAACUUCUUGCUUGCAAAUACACCUGUUCUUGAACGAAUGACUGUGAAACCAUCCUCAGUGGAUAGCGGAUGGGAUUUGGUGAAGGAGUUACUCCGCUUUCGACGAGCUUCCAUGUUUGCAGAGAUCAUUUAUCUCGAUCCAUAGGGCAGUCGACCAUGGUAAUAUGGUAUAACCACAUUAAAGCAGCCGAUAAAUUUCUUCUUUUAAUAUGAGCAUUUCAUGCUGUUGAAAGAGAAGGAGACAUCAUUAUUAUCCAUUUCAUUUUCUUCUAAGUAUCUUGUUACUUUUGAAAUAUUGGAAUGUAUGAUGGCUUGCUUGGAAUUGGUUGCUGUUUAUGUCUAGGAUGCGUGCUGUGACUUUUGUUUUUUUACUUUUAGUGAAUACAGUAUUAUUUUGAAAAA